AUGGAGGAUUCCAGUUCCAGUCUGAUGAAGGAGGCAGACUCAGGAGACUCCCAGAGCGCCUGGUAUAGCACGCUGGUGGAGGAAGGAGGAAGCGGCUCCGAGAGGGCUGAUGUCCGCUUCAAGGUCACCCAGCCCGGAAGGAGGAAGGCAGAUUCGAACCUGGCCACCGGGGAGGCCGCACAGCCCGCCGACCCCCUGCGUGGAGGCUGCAACGCGCUGGGGGUCCCCGGGGUCCCCCACGGGCUGGCCAGGCCGGAGGCGCUUUACUACCCGGGACCAUUAUUGCCUCUUUAUCCCACCCCGACUCUGGGGUCCCCCUUUCCUCUGCUCAACCUGCCUGCACCCUUGUACCCAAUGGUGUGUCCUGUGGAACACCCCCUGGCAGCUGACAUCGCUGUGGCCACCCGAGCAGAUGAAGAUGGAGAUACGCCUCUCCACAUCGCCGUGGCCCAAGAGAAUCUUCCAGCUGUGCACCGGCUGAUCAGACUUUUCCAGCAUGGAGGCCGGGAGCUUGAUGUCUACAACCACCUUCGCCAGACGCCGCUCCACUUGGCUGUCAUUACCACAUUACCCACCGUCGUCCAGCUCCUGGUGACCGCCGGGGCCAGCCCCAUGGCGCUGGAUCGCCAUGGCCAGACGGCAGCCCACCUAGCGUGCGAGCACCGCAGCCCGACCUGCCUGCGGGCCCUGCUGGACAGCGCGGCCCCGGGCACGGUGGACCUGGAGGCCCGCAAUUACGACGGGCUCACCGCCCUGCACGUGGCGGUGAACACCGGUUGCCCGGAGACGGUGCUGCUUUUGCUGGAGCACGGGGCCGACAUUGAUGCAGUGGACAUUAAGAGCGGCCGCUCCCCGCUCAUCCACGCGGUGGAAAACAACACCCUGAGCAUGGUGCAGCUGCUGCUGCAGCAUGGCGCCAACGUGAAUGCGCAGAUGUACUCCGGCAGCUCGGCUCUGCACUCGGCGUCCGGCCGCGGGCUCCUGCCGCUGGUGCGCACGCUGGUCCGCAGCGGAGCCGACAGCGGCCUCAAGAACUGUCACAACGACACACCGCUCAUGGUGGCGCGCAGCCGUCGGGUCAUCGAUAUCCUCAGGGGGAAGGCCACCCGGGCCGCCUCUGGGUCACAGCAGGAACCGUCCCCCGAGCGCAGCGUCACCGCCUCCCCAGAGAGCAGCAGCCGUCUCAGCUCCAAUGGUCUCCCGUCUGCAUCGCCAUCCUCCUCGCCCUCCCAGUCUCCCCCCAAGGACAUCCCUGGAUUCCCUGUGGCUCCCCACAACUUCUUCUUUCCUCCUCCAUCUCCACCUACCUUCUUGUCCUUCCCUGGGGUCCUCCGAGGCCCUGGCCGGCCCGUGCCCCCCUCACCAGCCCCGGGAGGCAGCUGAGAGGGAUGGGGGGGCAGAUCCGGACUUGUGAGGAGCCCCCGCCCCCCCGCAAAGCGGCAAACACUUCUGUAAACUGUGAAGAUCUCACUCUGUCCCCCAUCUUUGGGAACAAGAUUUGCACCAGUGCACAUGUCAUAUCUACCCUGAACCCCAUCUUCUGUGCAGAUAUUACCCCAUAUCCUCCCCGCCCCAAGGACUUCACCCCUUCAUUCUCAGGCACCUGCUACCUGUCUGGCGCCCAUCACAGCCCCUCCUAGAACAGGGGAAACAAACCGGGGAGCAAGGGCUCCCCUUGUGCUCUCCCAGGUCUGAGGGAGGAGGACGAUGUAAAUUAUUAGGCAUUUUGGUUUGAUAUCUUUUGUAAUAAACUAUUUUUGUACCAUA
This is a messenger RNA of Dipodomys ordii (Ord's kangaroo rat), 1767 nucleotides long. It is a transcript of the gene Bcl3, whose product is annotated as B-cell CLL/lymphoma 3. Gene Ontology annotation, molecular function: protein binding. NCBI's taxonomy places the organism in Eukaryota, Metazoa, Chordata, Mammalia, Rodentia, Heteromyidae. The transcript is spliced from 11 exons. The record is from RefSeq and is a predicted model, not a curated record. Bases 1 to 1383 code for a protein of 460 amino acids.